GCAAGCAAACGUAACUUCGAUUGUGUUGUUGUUUAUUAAAACUUGAUUAAAAGUCCACAGUGAAGAUUCCCAACAGAGAACAUGAAAAUGGACAAAACGUGGCUUGAUGAAUUUCCAAGUCACACACAACUUGUUGCCAGCUGACACACAAUGAAACGAUGUGAAAAAAAAUGUUUUUUUACUCCACUUGUUUUCGAAUGCUGUUCAAAUAUAAAUCAUCCGAACUUUUCCAUUAAGCUUCAGUUUGUGUUGAUCACUUCCUACUGCCGAGACGUAUCUCGUUACAAUCCACAAAAAAAAAUAACAAUUUUUUCUAUUCAUAUCAUCAAGAACAAGUUAGGCUUGUUAGUUGCUAGUUGCACGUGUGAUAUCCGUGAACUUUUUUUAUUUAAAAUUAAAACAUCAUUAAAGUAUAUGAGUUUUUGUUUGAAACUCUAUUAAGGAAGAAUAAACAAGAAACGAGAAGAAAAUUAUUUUUCAUUUUCACAAUCGCGUGAAAAACAAUUUCAUAAACAAGAAAAUUUAUUUCUGAAGAUAAAAAAGAGAAGACGAAACAUAGUGAAAGAUGAGUCGUUUAAAUAAAUCACUUUUCGGUUUGGUUGCAAUUUCUGCUUCAACGUCAGCAACGAGUGUCGGGAAUAGUUCAGUCAUGCCACAACUUCCACUUCUUGUUUCUCAUUCAGCAUCAUCAAGUGCCACGACAAUCAGUAAUAAAACAGCUGAUCGUACAAAACGUGUUGCAGAGGCAAAAGAAAUCAUACGAGCAGCUGAUAUUGUAUGUUUUGAUGUAGACUCGACGGUUAUUCAAGAAGAAGGCAUCGAUGAACUUGCUGAAUAUUGCGGUAAAGGGCAAGAGGUAGCUAAUCUUACAAGAGAAGCUAUGGGAGGAACAAUGACCUUCCAGGAAGCUCUCAGACGUCGUUUGGAUAUCAUUAAACCUUCACAAAAGCAAAUUCGUGAUUUUCUACGAACGACACCGAGUACUUUGUCACCAGGAAUUAAUGAGUUCAUUCAGCAUCUGAAGAAUGAAAACAAGAAAGUUUACUUUAUAUCUGGAGGCUUUCACUCACUGAUUGAUCCCGUAGCCCAAGAGUUGGGCAUUCCAUUAACAAAUUUAUUUGCAAACAAACUUUGGUUCGAUUACAAGGGAAAUUAUGGUGGAUUUGAUGUUAAUCAACCAACAAGUAGAAGCGGCGGGAAGGGAGAAGCAAUCACACAAAUCAGAAACUUUAAUUCAAGUCAAUUGCAAGCUAAUACUCAAUCAAAAAUUGUCAUGAUUGGAGAUGGUGCAACAGACCUUGAGAGUUCGCCACCAGCCGAUUAUUUCAUUGGAUAUGGCGGCAAUGUCGUUCGAGAAAGUGUUCGUGAACGAGCGCAAUAUUUUGUUACUGACUUCAUGCAACUUAUGUAAGAAGGAGAAUAUUUGAAUGAAAAGAAAAACAAUCAUUUUCCUGUGAUAAUGCUAAGAAUCGACAUUGUUAUUGUAUAAUUAAUGAGAAAAACAUACACACAAUAAUGAAUAAAUGAAUAGAUAAUUUUUUAAGAUAAUUUAAA
This is a messenger RNA of Clunio marinus, 1554 nucleotides long. NCBI's taxonomy places the organism in Eukaryota, Metazoa, Arthropoda, Insecta, Diptera, Chironomidae. The record is from the annotation of a GenBank genome assembly.